This is a messenger RNA of Phycodurus eques (leafy seadragon), 2761 nucleotides long. Its product is annotated as probable carboxypeptidase X1. Bases 148 to 1797 code for a protein of 549 amino acids. The record is from RefSeq and is a predicted model, not a curated record. Gene Ontology annotation, molecular function: zinc ion binding; metallocarboxypeptidase activity. NCBI's taxonomy places the organism in Eukaryota, Metazoa, Chordata, Actinopteri, Syngnathiformes, Syngnathidae. Gene Ontology annotation, biological process: proteolysis. The transcript has 10 exons.
GGCGUCGCGGGCACCCGCAACGCCGGGAACUCAACAAGCUUUUGCUUUGUUUGAUUGUCUUGUUCGUUUGUGGGCGCGUUUAGACGAGACUGGGUCCAAAGCUACAAAGUGCAGCUGAGCAACGACUCCAUCAGCUGGAAGAGCAGCAUGAACGCAACACAAGAAGCUAUCUUCGAAGGCAACGGCGACGGCGAGACUCCGGUGCUGGCCGUGCUUCCCGUCCCCGCGGUCGCGCGUUACAUCCGCAUCAACCCACAAAGUUGGUACCCCGACGGAGGCAUCUGCCUCCGAGCAGAGAUACUCGGAUGUCGCCUCGACGAGACCCAGGAGAGCUAUUCCUCAGAACCAGAAGCGAGAUCGAAGGAUAAGCUGGAUUUCCGACACCACAACUACCAAGAGAUGCGAAAGCUGAUGAAGUCGGUGGCGGAGGAGUGUCCCGACAUCACGCGCAUCUACACCGUCGGGAAAAGCCACAUGGGCCUCAAGCUCUACGUCAUGGAGAUCUCCGACAAUCCCGGCAAGCACGAACUCGGCGAGCCAGAGUUCCGCUACGUGGCCAACAUGCACGGAAACGAAGUCCUGGGUCGCGAGCUGGUUCUCAACCUGAUGCAGUACCUGUGCCGCGAGUACAAGAGGGGCAACCGGCGCGUGGUCCGGCUCGUCGCCGAAACUCGGAUACACCUUCUUCCUUCCAUGAACCCGGACGGAUACGAAGUGGCUUACAGCAAGGGCUCCGAGCUGGCCGGCUGGGGCGAGGGUCGGUACACCUUCGAAGGAAUCGACCUGAAUCACAAUUUCCCGGACCUCAACACCAUUAUGUGGGACGCUCAGGAGAUGGCGGAGGACCCGUCCAAAGUGCCCAACCACUACAUUCCCAUUCCAGAAUACUACACCAAAGAGGACGCCCUGGUGGCCUCGGAGACACGCGCCGUGAUCAGCUGGAUGCAGGACAUCCCGUUCGCGCUGGGCGCCAACCUGCACGGGGGGGAGCUGGUGGUGACGUACCCGUUCGACGGCACCGAGGGCUGGGCCCCGCAGGCCCGCACGCCCACCGCCGACAACGCCUUCUUCCGCUGGCUCGCCACCGUGUACGCCUCCACCAACCUGGCCAUGGCCAAUGCCGAGCGCCGCCCGUGCCACUACGAGGACUUCCAGGCGCACAACAACAUCAUCAACGGCGGAGCCUGGCACAACGUGCCCGGAAGUAUGAAUGAUUUCAGCUACUUGCACACCAACUGCUUCGAGGUGACGGUGGAGCUUUCCUGCGACAAGUUCCCUCACGCCAGCGAGCUUCCUGCUCAGUGGGAGAACAACAAGGAGUCCCUCGUCCUCUUCAUAGAGCAGGUUCACCGAGGCCUUAAAGGGGUGGUGCGGGACAAAGAGAGCAAGAAAGGAAUCGAGGACGCCGUGAUCAGGGUGGAGGACCACGGGCACGACAUCCGAUCAGCCGCCGACGGAGACUACUGGCGCCUGCUGAACCCGGGCGACUACAAGGUGGCGGCGUGGGCCGAGGGCUACGUGCCGGCCGUGCGCCACUGCCGCGUGGGCACGGAGGCCCGCGCCACCGUCUGCGACUUCACCCUGACGCAGACGCCCGCGCGGAGGCUCAAGGGGAUCCGGGCCAAGGGCGGCAAGAUCCCGCAGGACCUGCAGCUGCGCCUGCGGGCGCUGCGUCUGCGCAAGCUGCGCGCCAGCACCAAGGCCAUCAACCAACGGCGAGAGGGCCAGCGGAUGCAGCGAGAGCAGCCCAGGAAGGCGCGAUCCUCCUCCUUGAGAUUACGAGGAUUCGGGAUUUAAACAACUUUUUUUUUUUUUUUUUUUUUAAUAUAAACACGCUGGACAUGGUCACGUGACCUCACUGUCAGACACAACAUGAGGUCUCAUUUGAUUAUGCUGUCCAAAUGUACAGUCACUUAAAAAAAAAGAGUUAAGGACUAUUAGGGCCAGGUUUUUCAAUUGUAUAUAGUAUAUCAUAAAUUAAGAUACUUUUCAUUGACAAACAAUUAUGAUAAGACUUAAUGUGUGUACCAUUCAAAAAAAUAAGGUUACUUUUCAUAAAUUAGGACAUUUCUGGAAAAAGUAUUUCGUAAGACGACGUUUUAAAUUCUUCAAUGUUUUUCCUGAUGUUUUCUUGUAAAUUCAAACUUUUUUUUUUUAAAUCACAAAAAUCAAGAUUUUAAUAAAAUUCAACUACGUACAUAGUUUUUUCAAGAAAUAAAACUUCUCAUAAAAUGAGUACAUGAAAAAUAUGAGAAAAGUGUAACGCUACGACAAUAAAGUUGUUUUUUUUCCCAAUUGAAAAAAAGACCACGGUUAACAUUCAAAACUAAAUCAGACUUCAUGCUUAAUAUAUUAAGACAGAAAGUAUGAAUAAUCUCACAUGAUUGUUCCUCCCCUCUUAACAGAUUUUUUUUUUUUUUUCCUGAUAUCACAACAACAACAAAGUUAUCCGCAUAAUAUUCCAACUUGAUUCUCAUUGCAUAAUUGUACUGUGUGGCCCUAAUAUUCCUUUUGAAGUGUGACAAAUGAGUGAAAGCAGAGAAAGUGACCGUCGUCCACGCGCGACUCCGUUCCACCACUGUUGAAUGACGACAAAUUGUAUGAAGAGGUUUGUUUUUUGUUUUGUUUAGUUUUUUUUAACCGCCCUAUUAACAAGUCUCAGCUGGUCUGAUAUAGAACUUUUUUUUUCUACUUUGACUCAUCUCCAACAGGACCACACUGGCUCCAAUAAUAUGAAUAAAAAUAAAUAUUGCUUUUACUG